CUUGGAUUGUCGAGCGAUGGUUGAGAAGCUGGCGCCGCUGCCGGGCACGAAGCCGCUCAUGAUCUCGAUGCGGGAGAUGGACACGCUCGGGCUCAAGACGGGUCCGGGGCUCAAGGACACGAUCGACUUCAAGCUCUUUGAGAAGCAAGCCAUUUUGGACGAGAUUGCUCAAGUCGGCUUCAUGUGCCCGUUCCAUGCGAUCCGCGCCGACAUUGCCAAGCUCGAAUGCGCCGAGUUGCUGCUGGUCGCUGACCGCGACGAAGUAUAUGGCGAAAACUGGUUCGUCUGCGUGCGUCAAGCCGCGUACGAAGCGCAGAUGGCGCUCAUCAAUGGCCGACUCGCGGCCGCCGAGGCCGCCGCCGAGAGCAAAGACGACGAGAAGAAGCCGAGUGAAGACGAGCUCCUCGAGAUGAUCCAGUACGAAGACAAGCCGUUCAUUGCGCACCCGUGGGUGUCGUCGACCGCCGACGAGACCCACGACCAAGUGCGGUCGCUGACUGUCCGCGCAGCGCGGCCCGUCAUUAGCAUGUCGAUCACGCGCCGCACCGAAGAGUUCAAUGCCGACUACAAGUUUAGCGAUCGAGAUGCGGACCAGUGCUUUGUCGAGUGCCGCCAGCACAAGGACCCAAACUACGAUCUCUCGCGCGUCGAGCAAGACAUUGGUCUCCAGGGGAUCCCCGACCUCGUGGACAAUGCGACGCAGACAUCGUGGUUCCGCGCGGUCAACUCGGCGCUGCAGUACGAGCCGAUCAAAGUACCGAGCGAGGCGUGUGAGCGCGAGCUCCAGUCGUCGCGGCUGCAAACCUUUUUGGCCAACGUCUUGCCGCGCAUGGAGGAGGCGCUGCAGCAGAACGAGACACUCGACAUCUUCCUCGACCCGCUCCAGACGAUGCUCGAAGAAGAGACGGGCGGCCAGCACAAGGCCGAGAACAGCAUCAAGGAGCUUCGGACGUUUACGGAUCUCAUCUACUCGAAGAACAAGACGCUGCCGUCGAUCGAUUGGCAUCCCAAGAAGACGGGUGUCAUUGCCGUCGCGGCGUCGACGAAUGCGUCGUUCUCCAAGCGCGAAGAUGCCACCGACAAGGUCGAGGGGUCGUAUGUGCUCAUUUGGAACUUUGCCGACCUCAUCCACCCACAGCUCAUGAUCGAAGCCCCCCAAGACGUCAUGGCCAUUCGCUUCAACCCGACGCAGCCAGGUAUCAUCGCGGGUGGUCUCUUCAACGGCCAAGUGUGCGUCUGGGACAUCUCCAAGGCCGAGGCGCAAAUGACCAAGAAGAAGCAAAAGAGCGGCCACGCCAGUGAAGAAACAACCAAGGCGAUCCCGCCCGUCAAGCCGCUCCAUACCUCGUACAUUGAUUUGAGCCACCGACGGUCGGUCGCGGACCUCGUGUGGCUGCCCGCCGGCAUGGAAAUCACAAACCGCGGGCACCUCGUAUCGACGCCCGACACGGUGUCGCACCAGUUUCUGACCGUGGCCGGCGACGGGCAAGUGUGCUUCUGGGACCUCCGCUUUAAGGACCCUAAGUACCGCAUGGCCAACCACAACCGCAUCAAGGCGGAAAAAUCCCAAAUGAAGGCUAGCAAAGAUGCCAAAGAUGCGGGGCCCGUCGAAGUCCUCUUCACGCCGCUCUACUCGAUUGCGCUGACCAAAGUCGACGGCGCGGGCGAGCUCGGGCUCAAGUGCAUUGUCAUGGAAAAGACCAAGGACGACCAGCCAUCGAGCCGGCUCUACUGCGGGACGGAAGAAGGUGAAUUCUUGCUCGCGGAUUGGCGCCCGCACGCUUCCAAGGACGACGAUGGACCCAGCAGCAGCAGCAACAACAACUCGUCCGAGGACAGUGUCGAGUACGUUCAGUGGGCGUGCCACGAUCACUUUCGAACGACCGUGAGUUUGAGUCGAUCGCCGUUCUUUCCGCACAUUCAAUUGACGGUCAGCGAAGCGAAUUUCCACAUUUGGAACGUCGCUGGUGGCUCCUCGUCGUCCAACACGCCGAUCUUCAUAUCGCCCUUCUCCCUCGCGCCGCUCAUGUGCGGCUGCUUCUCGCCGACGCGACCGGGUGUUCUCUACAUUGGCAAGGCCGACGGCGUUCUUGAAGUGUGGGAUCUCUUGGACCAAUCCCACCGCGCGUCCUUCUCGUGCAGCAUCGCGGCGUGUUCGCUCACCACGCUCGAGUUUCGGCAGACGCAGGUGGUGGCGCCGGCGCCAGCGCCCACCGUCAACGCCGCGAAUGCGAUGGGCAAGACCCAGGCGGCACCCGUCGCGAAUGCGGCAACCCAAGCCCCCAAGCAGCAGCUGCUCGCCGUCGGCGACGUCAAUGGCAACUUGCACAUUCUCGAGAUUCCACGAACGCUUUCGCGCGGCUCGGCGGGCGAGCGCCAGAUCAUCGAGGGUUACUUCAAGCGCGAGAUCGCACGGGUCAAAGCCGUUGCCGAGUACGCCGAUGUGGCCAUGCGCGCCGCCAACGUGAUUGCCAACGCUGCGUCCAACAAUGGCAACAGCAACAACAACAGCAGCAACACUGGGACGUCGACGCCAGCGACCACGACCAAGCCUCCGGUCGCCGCCGACGCCGAAGACGAUCUCUUCAAAAAGAUGGAAAAGGAGUUCCGGCAAGAGCUUGGCAUCGAUGACAAGUACGUCGAGCAGCUCAUGAAGAGUAAGCAAAACAACUAGGCGACUACUACUGUACAGUAGUACAGGUAGCAUCACUUUGUCUGUACAUGUAUAUCGUACCAGUUUCCAAGGUGCA
Saprolegnia diclina VS20 is the source of this 2750-nucleotide messenger RNA. RefSeq lists its product as hypothetical. Gene Ontology annotation, biological process: cilium movement involved in cell motility; inner dynein arm assembly. Gene Ontology annotation, molecular function: dynein light chain binding; dynein heavy chain binding. Gene Ontology annotation, cellular component: inner dynein arm. Lineage: Eukaryota; Oomycota; Saprolegniomycetes; Saprolegniales; Saprolegniaceae. The coding region runs from base 17 to 2674 and encodes 885 amino acids. The record is from RefSeq and is a predicted model, not a curated record. The transcript is spliced from 4 exons.